This is a messenger RNA of Penicillium cinerascens, 1377 nucleotides long. RefSeq lists its product as uncharacterized. Bases 1 to 1377 code for a protein of 458 amino acids. Gene Ontology annotation, cellular component: nucleus. The record is from RefSeq and is a predicted model, not a curated record. Gene Ontology annotation, molecular function: transcription cis-regulatory region binding; DNA-binding transcription factor activity. Gene Ontology annotation, biological process: positive regulation of transcription by RNA polymerase II. Lineage: Eukaryota; Fungi; Ascomycota; Eurotiomycetes; Eurotiales; Aspergillaceae. The transcript has 4 exons.
AUGUUUACCGCGCUGGAGUUCAAAGCACCCGGCCUGUUAGAGGACUUUGUCUCCUCAAAGACAGUAAAAGGUCCAGCGACCUUUGUGGAUGAAACACAAGAGGUCUCCGGUCUAUACCAGGUCGUAAGAGCGAGCGACGAGAGCGACGAGGCCUCGAGCGUCUCAUUAGACCAGCAUCCAUCACCACGGGUUGCACUAUCCGGCCAUGCUGCUCCCAUCACGGAUCCCACUGACGCCUUUUUCCUCUGGCGAUACGUCGACUUCAUCGGCCCGCGCUUCGACAUGUUCGACGAUGCACCGCGAUAUUUCUCGACAGUCGUGCCGCAGCUCGCUCUAAACGACAAGCUUGUCCUGUUAGCCUGUGUCGCGGUUGCAGCCCGCCAGUACUCCCUCGUCAAUGACCAACAGCAACUUAGUCAUGAGCAGGCUUUAAAAUACUACAACGCGGCUAUCCAUCUGCUAUCCAAGCGGCUCCAAGAUAGCGGGCCAGACCCUGCGGUAUUUGCAAGUUGUUUACUUGUAGCUCACUGCGAGAUGGUCGAGAGCAAGGCCACGGAUUGGGGCCUGCACCUCAAGGGGACGGGAGAUCUUCUCAAGAUGCAUGGUUGGCAUGGGGCGAGUGGCGGGUUGGCACAGGCUUCAUUCUGGAUCUACUGCAGGAUGAUUAUCCUUGCCUCUCUCUCUGCCGGCAAGCCAGUAGCAUUAGAACCUAAAGAAUGGAUCCCUGGGGGUGUAUUCCCUGAUCCUGCCACAUGGACACUCGAAUCAUGGCAAAAAAUGGUCGUUUUUCUUCUCGGGAUGGUUCACGAUCUCUGGAGUCGCACUCCUGAUGGCAUCGACGAACUCUCUGUGCGACUUCACGCUGCCAGAUGGAAGGAGCUUGAAGCUGAGCUAGUGCGCCAUCAGAGCCAAGCGCCAGCCGUGUGCUCACCACUCAGUAUUCUACCUCCGAAUGGAGAGGAUAAUCCCUUCCAGGCCGUGCGUUACUUGAAUGGUCCCGUGUCCGCCGCGUGGCAGAUGCUGCAUACUGCAUUUCUCAUUCUCACCAUUUGCACGCCUUGCUCGCAAACGAGUCGCCUCUCAGUGCUCUCCAGCCCUGACCUGACUUGCCAAGCACAGAUGUACGCACGCCAGAUUGUCGGCAACUCGCUGGCAAACCAAUGCUCCAUCGCAUGGGCGAAUGCCGUCCAACUCCUUACACUUGCAGGUCAGUGUCUCGUGGUAGAGCCGGAGCGGAAUGCGUGCGUCCGUAUUCUGCGAGAGAUUCAGCAACAAACGGGCUGGGACACGCGGCAGAAAAUCUACAGGGGUGGUUUAAGAUCUGACAUAUUCCGGCAACCCGUUUCCACGGUCUUCACGAUCGAGCAGCUUGACUAG